This is a messenger RNA of Linderina pennispora, 2111 nucleotides long. RefSeq lists its product as uncharacterized. NCBI's taxonomy places the organism in Eukaryota, Fungi, Kickxellomycota, Kickxellomycetes, Kickxellales, Kickxellaceae. Bases 209 to 2062 code for a protein of 617 amino acids. The record is from RefSeq and is a predicted model, not a curated record. The transcript is spliced from 3 exons. Gene Ontology annotation, molecular function: histone deacetylase activity.
UCUUUCACGUUUAAUUGAGCAAUCCUUUUUGGGUCCAUUUGGAAAUGUCACUGCAACGGAAGAAUGUCGCCUAUUUCUACGACCGUACGUAUCUAUUUUUAUAGCCAGGCAGCGCGAGUUAGUACAUGCAUUUUCUGAUAUGCUAUGUAUGCUAUGUUGAUCUUAUAUAGCCGAUGUCGGAAACUUCCACUACGGGCCGGGCCACCCGAUGAAGCCGCACCGCAUCCGCAUGACACACAACCUGGUGAUCAGCUACGAGCUGUACAAGAAGAUGUCGAUAUACCGCGCAGCACCCGCAACAUGCCAAGAGAUGACACAGUUCCAUUCGGAUGACUACGUCGACUUUCUGAACCGCGUAACACCCGAGAACGCGUCCUCCUUCCAGCGCGAGCUGGCGAGGUACAACUUUGAAGACGACUGCCCAGUAUUCGACGGCAUGUUUGAUUUAUUUUCGCUCUCGGCAGGUAGCUCGAUGGAGGGUGCUGCGCGUCUGAACCGUGGCCUGUCAGACAUCUGCAUCAACUGGUCCGGUGGUCUGCACCAUGCGAAAAAGUGCGAGGCGUCGGGCUUCUGCUACAUCAACGAUAUUGUCCUGGCCAUACUCGAGCUGCUGCGGCACCACCAGCGCGUGCUGUACAUUGAUAUUGACGUGCACCACGGCGACGGCGUCGAAGAGGCGUUCUAUACGACCGACCGUGUCAUGACGUGCUCAUUCCACAAGUACGGAGAGUUCUUCCCAGGUACUGGCGAUCUGCGUGAUAUUGGCGAAGGCAAGGGCAAAUACUAUGCUGUCAAUUUCCCGCUGCGCGACGGCAUUGAUGAUGUCAGCUACCAGUCGGUGUUCAAGCCUGUGAUCCAGCACAUCAUGGAUUGGUACCAGCCCAACGCCGUGGUCCUGCAGUGUGGCACAGACUCGCUGGCUGGCGACAAGCUUGGGUGCUUCAACCUCAGCAUGGACGGCCAUGCCGAGUGCGUGCGCUUUGUCAAGAACUUCAACCUGCCGACGCUAGUACUGGGUGGUGGAGGCUACACAAUCCGCAACGUCAGCCGGGUGUGGGCGUAUGAGACCGGUAUCCUGGUCGGCUCCGAGAUGGAUCGCAAGCUGCCCAUGAACGACUACAUGGACUAUUAUGCGCCCGAGUACUCGCUCAAUGUCCCUGCAUACAAUGUCGAGAACUGCAACAGCGCAGAAUACCUGGAGCGCAUGACGAACCAGGUCAUCCAAAACCUCGAGCGCACAAAAUUCGUGCCCAGCGUGCAGGUCCAGGAUGUCCCGCGCGACGUCGACAACGACAUACACGAUGAGGAUGCGCUUGACCCCGAGGAGCGCAUGCCGGAGCCUGUACGCGACCAGCACGUCGUGCCCGAUACAGAGAUGUACGAUGCCGAUGCCAUGGGCUUGAAGGACGAGACACGCGACGGCACCAAAGUCAUCAAUGAGGAGAUCCACGAUAAGGAUGACGUCGAGAUGGAAGACGUUACCAAUGGUGCAAACAAAGCGACUGCAGAGAGUAGCAUUGUGGAUGCUGAUGAGCAGCCGAGCAAGGGGGCCAGCAAGGAGGACGCCAUGGAUGUCGAUGGCGCCGAAGUCGUACCAGAAACUGCAGUCAAGGAGGAAGCCGCACCAGUGGUGCCUGCGAAAGGAGAUGAGGGGAAGGAGAAGGCUGAAGAAGAAACUGUUGCUGUCAAGGUUGAAAAGGAUGCAGCCCCUGCGCCUGCCACAGCUGAACCACUGGCUGACAAACAGCCUGCUGCAGCGGAGCCAGUGGAAGCUGGGAAGGAAACCGCCGCUGCUGCCGCUCCAGUCGCUGAAACCCCCAAUGUGAAGGCACAGUCUAAGACAAAGGAGACAGAAGAAGUUCCAGAGCCGCCAGCAGCUCAGAUUACUACCAUCACAUCACCCCAGGCACCGGCUGAGACACAAAGCCUGGCAGCGGAGACGCCGAAGCUACCAGCGGAGACACCGAGGCUGCCGGCGAUCGCGCAGGUCGCCGAGAAGGAGGAAGGCGAGGCAACCGAGGAUGAUGACGAUGACGAGGAGGGCGAGAUCAAGGACUCGUAGCAGUUCUUUUUGUUUUGAUAAUUUCAAUCGAUUCCCAAACAUGGAAGGC